Messenger RNA from Gymnodraco acuticeps, 2645 nucleotides. It is a transcript of the gene nkd2b, whose product is annotated as NKD inhibitor of WNT signaling pathway 2b. Gene Ontology annotation, cellular component: cytoplasm. The transcript is spliced from 10 exons. Gene Ontology annotation, biological process: negative regulation of Wnt signaling pathway. Gene Ontology annotation, molecular function: calcium ion binding. The coding region runs from base 259 to 1602 and encodes 447 amino acids. The record is from RefSeq and is a predicted model, not a curated record. Lineage: Eukaryota; Metazoa; Chordata; Actinopteri; Perciformes; Bathydraconidae.
UCUGCAUUCAGUCGGACUGAAGGGAAGUCUGGAGGAAGACAGCCAGUGUUUCCCUGUCUCCUGCACAGAUAUUUUUAAACAUUUAUAUAAUUUCAGAUGAUACUUCAAUGAACAAGCGACUAAAUUACCUGCCUAUGGAUGAAGUUGGAGUUUCCUUCUCGCAGAAUAAACACAAUGUGACCAUGCUGAAGCAGUGACUGUGUUCACCUUCUGCCAUAUCGGAGUACGUUUAUUGGUCGAGGGAAGAGGGACUUAAGAAUGGGGAAACUUCAGUCAAAACAUGCGUGUAAGCGCAGAGAAAACCCUGAAGGAGACAGUUUUGUAGUGAACGCCUUCCUCCGAAAAGGGAUGGAAGAAUGUGAGAGAUACAGCCCGACGGAUCACAAGCUGAAGAGCAUGCAGGAGUUUCCAAAUGGAAGUCUGAAGCAAAGACAAUUCACAGAUCAACACUGUCCCCUAGAGGUGGUUCUUCCUCCAGAGAAGGCUGAGGGCUGUGAAAGCUACCUGCAGUACCUGCACUCAGAGGACGGGGUGCGGGAGAUACUGAGAGAUUCAAACAAAGCUCCGGGGAAGAAACGCAUCAGUCUGGAUGACUUGGAGUGUGACGUUUCCGUGGAGGAUGACAACCGCCAGGAGUGGAUCUUCACACUUUAUGACUUUGACAACAGUGGGAAAGUCACUAAGGAUGACAUGUCCAGUCUGAUGCACACCAUCUAUGAUGUGGUGGAUGCCUCAGUGAAUCACUCCUGCCAUAAUAAGAGCAAGACUCUGCGUGUCAAACUGACCGUCACUCCAGAACCUAGGUCCCACAGAAGAGAAACAGGAACAGAUCGCUGUCACCAGGAAGAGGGGCGAUCAGCUGACAAGCGGCUAUCCUCCUAUGUCAGCAGCAAAGGGCAAAGCAAUGAGGCGCCGGCCACCGAGGGUCAGCAUUACUGUGUGGAUGAGAACACAGAGAGGAGGAAUCACUACCUGGACCUGGCCGGCAUAGAGAACUACACAUCCAGAUUUGAAGGAACCACCCCUCCCCAGGAGACCCACGUUCGGACCUCCCAGAGCCAGAGCCGCUCACGCUCCCAGGAACCAGAACCCCAAGUUAUCCACCAUCGCCGCUCACAGGUCAUCGGGGAUAGCUACAACCCUGCGGAGUCUCGAAGCAAAGGCACACAUUUUGUGAAAUCUCCCAAAGGAACCUACAAGGGGGGGAAUAACGGGGGCAGCGGUGGCAAAUCCACUAAAUGUCACGGCCACCACCCACCUGUGGAAAGGAUGUUACACAGCGGCAACGCAGCAGCACACGGGGGGCAGGAUGUGUACCACCUGCCACACCAAGGCCAAUCCUCCGGCCACCACCAGCACCCUUUGCAAUACAGUCACAGCAAACGUCUUAGGGCAAAAGCCCGAGAAGCCAUGUCCCCAUCCAAAGCCCCGCUGUCCCCUCAGUCCCACCCCCAGCAGCAGCCCCCCACACUGGAGAGAGAGCAGGUGUCGGGUCCACCUGGGAGCCCGGGGUUUGUGGUUCCCGUAGUCCAGCGUCACGAGCACCACCAUCACCAUGAACAUCACCACCACCACCACUACCACCAUUACCAUCAGACAUGACCGCGUUCAGCGUGCAGUGACUGAAACUGUUCAGGACCAACCACAAACCAACCACACCAGUCUGAAGGACUUAACGGUCAUCCCACAGGAGUGUCUCACGCUCUGUCCAGGAUCUUUUUACUAUCCUUUUGCAAGCUAAACAGAUAUAUGCUGAGAUUAGAUGUACUGGGGAAUCUUGUAGUGCGAUAGCUGAUGAUAUUGGACCAGAAGGAUAUUUUUUCUGAAGUUAUUGUGUUAUAACAAAAGAUGUGUGGCACAAAUUUGAAGUUUUUGUAGAUUUUGUGCUGGGACUGCUGCGACUGUACCGAUGUUCGGUAAGGGCGCAGGUGACAGAAAGGAACAGAUCACAGGACUUUUGACGAGACAUCCUUUCCCUCCUGAUGCUGUGGGUAGAAGUCCCUGGAAGCUAUAUGUCAGAGUAGGUGUGUCGUUCUGUGUGAGACCUUUCCAAAACAUGGAUCUCAGGUGUAAAGGUGCUGCUGCUCUCAAGCUAUUCACAGAGGCUGCUUCCUCUCGGAGGCCUGACGUGGACUGAGGGGUUUCCUGUUAGGGGGGAGGGAAGUAAAAAAUCACCACUGCUAGUUUUAAUGCAAAGUAUCUUGCUAUAUGUAUAAAAAAUCUAUAUAUGUAAACACAUUUUACUGUAUAAUUAUUAUACUGUAUAUGCAUAUUUCAUCAUGGAUAUAAUUAUGCAUAUAUGUGUUUUGUCUUUUAUAUAUUUUAAUAAACGUUAUAUAGUUCAUUUAUAUUAUUUCAGCAACAGUUUGUUUAUUUCUGAUCAUAAUACACUCCUUAUAAUGGCGUGUCUGCUGCUGUUGUGCUGUGUGGAUAGAAACAACACCUCAAAACCAAUCAGUUUUAUGUUUUUGGUAAAGACUUUCACAUGAAUAAAGAAUGUAUAUGGUAAUUCAAACCAAACUUUGCUACAAAAGUAGAUACAAAAAAAAUAUUGUUUUGGUUUUCUGGCUAUUUAACAGAAUGGAAAUAUUUGGAAUCAAGGCUGGAGUUUUUCAGAUUAUUAAAUAAAUUAAAACAGCCUGUGA